GCUGAGGGCGCUUCAGGUGCUGUGGGCACUGCGGCUGUGCUGGUGCGCUGAGGCCUCACUCCCGCAGCUGACACGAGACACGGGCAGCGAUGCUGCUGCUCUGCCUCUUCGUCCUGCUGGCCACAUGCCGGCCUGUGCAGGGCAUGUGGAACGCCUGCGAAGGGAACUGUGGGCUCCGGCCGUUGGCUUCUGAUGAUGAGCGAGGCAUGACACGCGUCGUGGGUGGCACAAGCGCCAAGGCAGGGGCCUGGCCCUGGCUUGUCAGCAUCCAGGAUUCCUCGGUUGCAGGCACGGGGCAUCUGUGUGGAGGGUCCCUCAUCAGUGUACAGUGGGUCCUCACGGCAGCCCACUGCUUUGCUGAUUCCAGGAACAUCAGCGCCAUUCGCCUGCUGAUUGGGGCCACCCAGCUGACUGAGCCAGGCCCUGGGGCCGAGGUGCGCACGAUUAAGCGGCUGCUGGUUCACAAGGAAUACAAUUCUGCCGACCAGAGCAAUGACAUUGCGCUGCUGGAACUGAAUGAGCCUGUCCAGUGCAGCCCCUACGUCCAGCUGGUCUGCGUACCCAAUGCUACACUGAGUGUGGCACAGCUGGAAACCUGCUAUGUUGCUGGCUGGGGUGCCACCACUGCAAGAUCUCAAACAGUAAGUGAUGUCCUGCAGGAGGCCAAGGUCCACCUUAUCAGUGUCCAGCUCUGCAACAGCAGCGAGUGGUAUGGGGGGGACGUCCACGCCCACAACUUGUGUGCUGGCUACCCAGAGGGUGGCAUCGACACCUGCCAGGGUGACAGCGGGGGUCCACUCAUGUGCAAAGACAACAGUGCUGACUUCUUCUGGGUUGUUGGAGUGACCAGCUGGGGAAGAGGCUGUGCCAGAGAAAAACGGCCUGGGAUAUAUACUUCUGUUCAGCACUUCUAUAACUGGAUUCUGAUUCAGAUGGAACUGCUUCCACAAGUAGAGUCUUCUUGGGCAUGGAGUCAUUAUACAACUGCCUCACAACCCUGGACUCAUCAUACGAACACCCCAUGGCCUACUCAGAAGCCAUGGUCAAGACCACCUCCCACUCAGAAUCCGUGGCCGAGACCACCUCCCACUCAGAAUCCAUGGCCAAGACCACCUCCCACUCAGAAUCCGUGGCCAAGACCACCUCCCACUCAGAAUCCAUGGCCAAGACCACCUCCCACUCAGAAUCCAUCGCCAAGACCACCUCCCACUCAGAAUCCGUGGCCGAGACCACCUCCCACUCAGAAUCCAUGGACAAGACCACCUCCCACUCAGAAUCCAUGGACAAGACCACCUCCCACUCAGAAUCCAUCGCCAAGACCACCUCCCACGCAGAAUCCAAGUUCGCUACCGACACCAGUGGAAGAGAGUAAGAGCUGUCCAUUUCCACUCAAGAAGUUGAUCGAAUUCUUCACUGGGAUCCGGGACCUCCUGAAGAACCUACAGGUAGUUACAGACUGAGCAGGAGAAUGGACAGCAUCCAGUGCAGGUUGCAUGGGACGGUGACCAUUUCCUGCUGAGGCAAUGCCUGCUGAACCAAAGGCCGCCUCAGUACCAAUGGCCCACUCUGUCCUGCCCACAUUGUUCCUCUGCAUGUAUGCAAAUGCUAACGUUGACUUAGUUGCUGAAAUAAAGUUGCCUAUGUUUGUGGUUUAACA
Cyanistes caeruleus (blue tit) is the source of this 1657-nucleotide messenger RNA. RefSeq names its product acrosin-like. Gene Ontology annotation, biological process: acrosome reaction; proteolysis. Gene Ontology annotation, molecular function: serine-type endopeptidase activity. NCBI's taxonomy places the organism in Eukaryota, Metazoa, Chordata, Aves, Passeriformes, Paridae. The record is from RefSeq and is a predicted model, not a curated record.